Messenger RNA from Caenorhabditis briggsae, 924 nucleotides. The transcript has 4 exons. The coding region runs from base 1 to 924 and encodes 307 amino acids. Lineage: Eukaryota; Metazoa; Nematoda; Chromadorea; Rhabditida; Rhabditidae. The record is from RefSeq and is a predicted model, not a curated record.
AUGUUGACUCUCGUCGACUGUGUUCGUCCAAAUUCUUCGGACGUAGAGGAGCAGCCGAUCCAAACCGUCAGUGCAUCGCUCUCUUCAAGUUCAACAGAAUUCAAACCUUCACGACAUGUCCCAGAUACUAUUCGCCCCAGUCACAGUCGCCGCGCGAGAAUCGAGUUCCCGGGUGAGCCGAUGUACCGGUGCUUCUCUUGCAAAAAGGAUAUUCCUGUUGUUGAUUGGCGUCACUACUCGAGAUGCAAAGAAAGAAAGGAGGCGGGUCCUUGCAAGUUCUGUCGUCAAGGACGAACGGACAGGCCAAGUGAGCAAGAUGUGAACAACUGCAACGGAGGCUUCGAAUAUUCGGUUCGCGAGGAAGACGCCUCAAUUUUCGAUUUUCAACUCUGCAAGACACAACUGGAAUUGUUUUUCAAAAACAUCAAAGAGGAAGUUCUGGCCGAUUUCAAACGGUCAAUGGUCGAUGGCAGUGGAUUCCCGUUCAUCUGCUUCGGAUGCACAAUGGAUACUAAAUCCAAAUGUUACUCAUGUACGGCUAAUCUUCCGGGACCGACAUUCUUGAAUAAGAUGAACAAUUUCAUCGACAACGCAAUUCUUCCAACGUAUAUGCUUUAUACGGAGUCGUACAAAGACGCAGAAGAUGCUAUCGUAGAGAAGGAGUAUGAGGAAAAGUGGAAGAUCGCCAACCCAACCCUGGAGUACAAAAAAGAGAAAGCUCGAUUUGCUCUGAUGAGAAACGCAGCUUGGUGUAAAGCGGAUAUUGCUCGUUCACGUGAGACAUUUGUGAAGCUUUUGAAGGAGUUUCGGGACAAGUACAACAUGGAAACACUCAAAGAGAUCUCAUCGAUCAGAAACAAUCACGCCUUCAACACUCAACGUGCCAUCAUUGGACCACCGGGAAGAAUGAUUGCAUCUGCUUAA